UACUUCACAUUCGAUUCACGCGCUGAACAACAAACCGAAGUCUAUUUACGCUAUGGCCAACAUCCGGAAUUAUAUCCAAAUCGACGCGGCGAAGUGGUGCAAGGUUCGUACUGCGAGCGAGAGUAUCGCGAUUGCCGACUGCAGACCUGCUACGUCCAGUCGCCCGCCUAUCCGGGCCUAUAUCCGCGCGCCCUCAACUGCCGUUACAAAUUGCACACGCGACAGCCGUACAUCAAAUUAUAUCUGCAGAACGAACAGUUCGCGGUCGAUGGCCAGAGAUGUGAGAACGUGAUGACCUGCCCUAUAAGGCCGAUUGGAUCUGGCAACGAGCACUGCCCCUACGAUUGGUUGGCCGUUUAUGAUGGCCGCGAUGAGCACUCGCCGCUGAUAGGCAAAUUCUGCGGCCUGGGCAAGUUUCCAUUCAGCAUUAUUGGCACCUCACAAUACAUGUACGUGGAGUUUGUUACGUCGCCGGCGGGGCCGCUGCUCAAUACGGGCUUUCAUUUCAAUGUUGGCAACUGGCCAGGGCAUGUGGAGACGGCGGGCAUUAAGCACGGCGUCUGCGACUGGCUGCUCAGCUCCGAUUCGCUGAAGGACAGCAGCGCCAGCGAGGGCAUAUUCCUGAGCAUCGCCCACUGGUAUCCACCCAACACCUCCUGCAGCUAUCACAUCAAAGGCCAUCCCGGCGAAAUUGUGCGACUCUACUUUCCCAGUUUUCGCAUCAAUCGCAUCGAGUCGCCCAUACUGAAGUACGAGGGGGAUUGCGGCGAAUCGCUGACCAUCUACGACUCGGAUCAUGCGGAUCCGGCGCGCAUCAUCAAGACCUUCUGCGACACCUUCUCGCGGCCCAUGGAGAAGGUGGACUUUGUGAGCACCAGCCCCUCGCUCUACGUGCAGUUCGAGUCGAAGACGGGCAGCUAUAGCGGCAGCUCACUGUACUACUGGGCGCACUAUGACUUCUUCAACAAUACACGAUUCGGUGAUCCGGUGCCCAACACGCUCUGCGACGAGGUCAUGUACGCCUGGAAGCAUCCGGGCGGACGGCUCCGCUCGCCGCUCAACUCGCUCAUCUUCAAGCGAACCGGCGGCAGCGACGUCCGCUGCCAGUACAAAUUCGUGACGGACCGACGGCUCUAUGCCCGCGCCAUAAUCGAGGUGAACUCGGUGUCCUUCAAGGAGCUGCCCUACAACAGCAACGCCUGCACGCGCUGCCACGAGGAGCGCGUGGACAAGCUGGUCAUCUGGGAGGAGCGCGACAAGUUCCAGAACAACUUGGCCUGCUUCUGCGACAAUAUACCGCGAGCGGUGCGCGUCAUCUCGUCGGCGGACCAGAUGAAUCUCGAGAUGAUUGUGCAGGGCCAGCAUGCCAUCACCUCGUACUUCAAGAAUCCCAAUCCGCUGUUCGAGGCGACCUACGAGUUCGCCCACGGCCCGCUCUGCGGCCCCAUCACACUGGGGCCCUCGCCGGAUGGGGAGCUCGUCUUCCCCUACAAGAAGGCGCUGGCCAUGGUGGCGGGGCCGAUGGCGCCGCCGGAGCACCACUAUCGCCGCGAGAAGUGCAUCUGGGAGCUGAAGGUGGCCGCCCAAAGGGAUCUCUGGCUGAACCUGGAGAAGGCGCGCUUUGCCGAGCGCAGCUGCGAGAGCGCCAAGAUCGAGGUCUAUCUGGCUGGGCGCUUGGAGCCGCGCUUCGUCGUCUGCCCGGACAACAUAUCGCUGGCCCGCGACUUGCCCAUCCUGAGCACCGCCGAGCUGGGGGCCACGGGCGCUGACCAGGAGCCGCUGCCGGUGCUCAUACAAUACACGGGCGAUGGCCAACCGGGCAAGAACAUCUUUCGACUCGUCUGGACCGAGCUGUUCCACUUGCCCCGCAAUCCCGACGGUAGUCUGGCCGCGUCCCUGCUGCAGGAUGGCGACUGUGACUUCCGCUGUCCCGGCGACACGCAGGUCUGCAUACCGCGCCACCUGCUCUGCAAUGGCAUCGCCAACUGUCCCAAUGUGACGCACACCUCGACGCUGGCCCAACUAACGCGGCACAUUGAGUGGAAUCUGGAACAGCUCGGCCUGCUCCACCAUGCCGCCGAGUACCGCCAGCUCGUCCUGCACGACGAGUCCCCGGAGAUCUGCCUGCGCCGCGAUCUCAGCCAGCUGCCCUACGGCAAACUCUCGCUGCUCGCCCUCGGGCUCUGCGCGAUAUUCGCUCUGCUCAUCGCCAUACUGCGACGCAUGUGCCGAGGGGCGCCGAAGCAGCCAGGGCUGCAGCAGCUCCAGGAGGAUUACUAAAACUCCAGCUCUCCCCUCCUCUCUCUGUUGAGUUGCUCUUGGCAAGGAUUCAAGGGAUUCAGUUAUGGAAGCUUGCAGCCCCUUGAAAUUGCAGUUUUAGUUCAAU
Molecule: messenger RNA, 2386 nt
Organism: Drosophila arizonae
Lineage: Eukaryota; Metazoa; Arthropoda; Insecta; Diptera; Drosophilidae
Cellular component (GO): plasma membrane
Source: RefSeq, a predicted model, not a curated record